GCGAGAGGCCGAGCUUGCUGCAUUGCAGCCGCCGCGGCGCCGCUCGGCUCCUCACUCCCAACAAUGGCGGCUCCGAGCCCGAGCGGCGGCGGCGGCUCCGGGGGCGGCAGCGGCAGCGGCACCCCGGGCCCCGUGGGGUCCCCGGCGCCCGGCCACCCGGCCGUCAGCAGCAUGCAGGGCUUUCAGAUAAACUUCUGUGAAAAGGCACAAAGUAAACGCAAAGCACUGAAGUUGAAUUUUGCAAAUCCACCUUUCAAAUCUACAGCAAGGUUUACUCUGAAUCCCAAUCCUGCAGGAGUUCAAAACCCACACAUAGAGAGACUGAGAACACACAGCAUUGAAUCGUCAGGAAAACUGAAGAUCUCCCCUGAGCAGCACUGGGAUUUCACUGCAGAGGACUUGAAAGACCUUGGAGAAAUUGGACGAGGAGCUUAUGGUUCUGUCAACAAAAUGGUCCACAAACCAAGUGGGCAAAUAAUGGCGGUUAAAAGAAUUCGGUCAACAGUGGAUGAAAAAGAGCAAAAACAACUUCUCAUGGAUUUGGAUGUAGUGAUGCGAAGUAGUGAUUGCCCGUACAUUGUUCAGUUUUAUGGUGCACUCUUCAGAGAGGGUGACUGUUGGAUCUGUAUGGAACUCAUGUCUACCUCGUUUGAUAAGUUUUACAAAUAUGUAUAUAGUGUAUUAGAUGAUGUUAUUCCAGAAGAAAUUUUAGGCAAAAUCACUUUAGCAACUGUGAAAGCACUAAACCACUUAAAAGAAAACUUGAAAAUCAUUCACAGAGAUAUCAAACCUUCCAAUAUUCUUCUGGAUAGAAGUGGAAAUAUUAAACUCUGCGACUUUGGCAUCAGUGGACAGCUUGUGGACUCCAUUGCCAAGACAAGAGAUGCUGGAUGCAGGCCAUACAUGGCACCUGAAAGAAUAGACCCAAGUGCGUCACGACAAGGAUAUGACGUCCGCUCUGAUGUCUGGAGUUUGGGGAUCACAUUGUACGAAUUGGCCACAGGCCGAUUUCCUUAUCCAAAGUGGAAUAGUGUGUUUGAUCAACUAACACAAGUUGUGAAAGGAGACCCACCACAGUUGAGUAAUUCUGAGGAAAGGGAAUUUUCCCCAAGUUUCAUCAACUUUGUCAACUUGUGCCUUACCAAGGAUGAAUCCAAAAGGCCAAAGUAUAAAGAACUUCUGAAACAUCCCUUUAUUUUGAUGUAUGAAGAGCGCGCUGUCGAGGUCGCAUGCUAUGUUUGUAAAAUCCUGGAUCAAAUGCCAGCUACUCCCAGCUCUCCCAUGUAUGUCGACUGACAUCGCUGCUACGUCAGACUCUAGGCAAAAGGGCUGAGAGGAAGCAAGACGUAAAGAAUCUUCAUCCCGUACCACAGUGUUUUUAUUGCUCGCCCAGACACCAUGUGCAAUAAGAUUGGUGUUCGUUUCCAUCAUGUCUGUAUACUCUCGUCACCUAGAACGUGCAUCCCUGUAAUACCUGAGCGAUCACGCAGUGUUAGUGCCGGUCAGAGAGACCUCAUCCUGCUCUUUCGUGAUGGACGUAUUCAUGAAAUGUGGAAGUUAGUAUGAUCAAUUUGUUGACCGUGAUUAGAUCACAUCUUAAAUUCAUUUCUAGACUCGAAACCUGGAGACGCAGCUACUGGAAUAGUGUUCUGUCAGACUUCCAAAUACUGGAAGGAUGCGGUGAUGGGUGCGCUGUGUCUGAACACAGACUUGGGCUGGAGUGAGAAGAGCGGGCACAGCCAACGAGACGCAUUGCCUUCUGGAGCUGGGAGACGGAGGAGGGAUUUACUGUCUUCACCAAGUGCAAUAGAUUUACUGAUGUGACAUUCUGUUGCUUUACAGCCACUGUCGAUGUCUGGGGAUGGAUGUACUUAGCCAAAUUCCUUCCCUGUUAGAGAUAUCAUGUUAAAUCAGAGGGAAUUUAUCUUUACCAAAAACCACGUUGCGUUCAGAGAGGUGAACAUUAGAAGAUUGAGACAGGACAGAACGUGUUUUUUCCUCCUUCCCCAGCCCUCUGCUCUUCACUGGGGAGACUCAGGAGUCUGCCACUUGUCAGAGAAGGUGCUGAUCCUAAGAAUUUCAUUCUCAGAAUUCGGUGUGCUGCCAACUGGAUGUUCCACCUGCCACAGACCACCUGGACUGGAAGAAGAAAAAAGUACGGAGGGCAAAGUUUACAGCUGUUUUUAAUCCUAGAAUCUUAUGGAACAACUUGCAGCAGCUGUAUAUUUCCCCUUGGUCCCAAGCCUGAUACUUCAGCCAUCAUAACUCACUAACAGGGAGAAGUAGCUGGUAGCAAUGUGCCUUGAUUGAUUAGAUAAAGAUUUCUUCUAGGCAGCAAAAGACCAAAUCUCAGUUGUUCGACAUCACUGGCCCAGGUCUUCAGCUUCUGCAUCUCUUUACCCACCUGUGUGGUCUAUUGCCACUAUGUGACUUUUGCUUAAUCCAAUAUUUCGCCUUUUUCUCCUGUAUCAGAAACAUUUAUAAUUACCAAGGAUGUUCCUUACCAAGGAUUUUUAGCCCCCAGUCUCUCACAUGCUCUACUGUUCAAAAGGCUGAGAAGCGUGGGGCCUAGCUGAUGUGGUAGGUAAUGAAGGAGCAUCUUUUCUAGAGAAAACCGCUUGACCAGAGGAGGAUGGGAAACGGCAGUCUCUUAGGUGAGAUCAUCACCUGCGAGAAUCUCUAGCAGGUCACCACCAUUUCUUGGAAUUGGGAGUCUACAAAAACACAAAAACCAAAAAACCCCCGAAGAACCCCAGAAUAGUUCUAAGAGGCCAUUUAAACCUGCCAUCUUCUGCUGUCCUUCCUCCCUUACCCAUGGGCCGGGUCUCCGUGGUUUCACUCUGGCCUCCCUGGCCCCGAGCGUUUGUGUGACAGUCGGUCAGGCAGCACUGUGAGUGGCUCACGCACACUGGAGUAGAAAGCUGCCAUGGUCUGAGACGCAGAUGGGGCUGCGACGGAACCAAACAGUGGUAGGUGUUGCUGUGUCUCCUCCCAGGUGACGGUCACAAACACUUCUCAACAAUAAAGGGAGAAUGGUGCUGUUUACAGUUACAUCCCUGUAAAUUUCAGAAUUCACCCGUGGUUUAUCGCUUUGGUCCACUUGCCUGGUUUUCCUGUUUUCUCCCCCAUGGCACCUGAAGCCCAGGCUUCCCAGUGCUCUACAGGAGGCCCUGCAGUGUCUGCCUCUGACCACACCAAGCCAUCAUCCUCCACCGUUCCCGGGGACUCCAGAGGAAUCUGCAUCUCUGCUGUCAGCCUCCUGUGUGGCUCAGCAUAGGGUCACUUUGCCAUAUACCAAUGGAGAUAGAAGCAAUUCUGACUGUCCAGGAGCUAAUCUGACCGUUCUGUUGUGUGGAUGACCACAUAAAAAGGCAAUUUUAGUGUAUUAAUCAUAGAUUAUUAUAAACUAUAAACUUAAGGGCAAGGAGUUUAUUACAAUGUAUCUUUAUUAAAACAAAAGGGUGUAUAGUGUUCACAAACUGUGAAAAUAGUAUAAGAACUGUACAUUGUGAGCUCUGGUUAUUUUUCUCUUGUACCAUAGAAAAAUGUAUAAAAAUUAUCAAAAAGCUAAUGUGCAGGGAUAUUGCCUUAUUUGUCUGUAAAAAUGGAGCUCAGUAACAUAACUGCUUCUUGGAGCUUGGAAUAUUUUAUCCUGUAUUCUUGUUUGAAUUCUUCCUCUAUUUAAGAUAUAUACAUGGAAUCGAAGUGUUUAUGUAAUAGUUCUAUCCUUUUGCCUGCAGGUCAGUUGUAAUAAAUCUAGGAUGUGAUGAUGACUUUGUAAUUUGAUUUUCUGAAGUCAGACCCUGAGAGGGUCAGUUCCAUUGGAAUUAUCCAAUUCCAAGUCAAUUCCAUUAAAUUAUCUGUGCAUUUCA
Molecule: messenger RNA, 3872 nt
Organism: Aethalodelphis obliquidens (Pacific white-sided dolphin)
Lineage: Eukaryota; Metazoa; Chordata; Mammalia; Artiodactyla; Delphinidae
Gene: MAP2K4
Product: mitogen-activated protein kinase kinase 4
Exons: 12
Coding region: 64-1296 (410 amino acids)
Biological process (GO): protein phosphorylation; MAPK cascade
Molecular function (GO): JUN kinase kinase activity; ATP binding
Source: RefSeq, a predicted model, not a curated record